Messenger RNA from Vigna radiata var. radiata (mung bean), 1107 nucleotides. Its product is annotated as WUSCHEL-related homeobox 13. Gene Ontology annotation, molecular function: DNA binding; DNA-binding transcription factor activity. Lineage: Eukaryota; Viridiplantae; Streptophyta; Magnoliopsida; Fabales; Fabaceae. The transcript is spliced from 4 exons. The coding region runs from base 100 to 903 and encodes 267 amino acids. The record is from RefSeq and is a predicted model, not a curated record.
UCCCGCAUCGUACGCCGCCGACACAGCUUCGAGUUUUGGCAAGUGCUAACAUACGCCUCUGACACCAAAGCGACGCUCUCUGCUCCCAUAGAGAAGGCGAUGGUGAACGUGAUGGAGUGGCAGAAGCAGAGUUGGCAACCCAACGGUAACGCCGAAAUGAUGUACGUCAAAGUCAUGACCGACGAACAACUCGAGACUCUCCGCAAGCAGAUUGCGGUUUACGCAACAAUCUGCGAGCAACUCAUCGAGAUGCACAAAACCAUCUCUUCUCACCAAGAUCUCGCAGGGAUUAGACUGGGAAACAUGUACUGCGAUCCUUUGUUGGGGUCUAGUGGGCACAAAAUAGCUUCGAGGCAGAGGUGGACUCCGACUGCUAUGCAGCUUCAGAUUCUGGAGCGGAUAUUUGAUCAGGGAACUGGGACUCCCAGCAAGGAAAAGAUUAAGGAGAUCACUGCUGAGCUCAGCCAGCAUGGCCAGAUUUCUGAGACCAAUGUUUAUAACUGGUUUCAGAAUAGGCGGGCUCGCUCCAAAAGAAAGCAACAGAAUGUGGCACCCGGUGUUAAUGCGGAAUCGGAAGUAGAGACCGAGGUUGAUUCCAAAGAUAAGAAGACAAAGGCAGACGAUUUUUGGUCCCAGCUCAAUGUUUCUGCUGGGCCUUCUGAUAAUUUAGGUUUUCAGAACCAUGAUGAUCUGCCGUACUUGAAUGAGAAUUCAGAUUCAAACAAACCAGAUUCUGUUUUCCCGUCUGAUGGGAGUUUAAGAUCCACUAGAAAUUUCAACCAUGUGCCUGUUUUCGAUGGGCUGCUAUCGAACCCCGGGAAUGGUUAUCUUACUGGAAAAAUAGAAGCUCCUGAGAACUACGACUUAUACCAGCCAUCAGACGACUUCGACAUGGCAGGCUGACAUUCAUUGUAGUUUCUGAGACUGUGAUUAUCUGUAAAGAAUUGCUGGUUUGAUUUUGAGCUUGUGUGAAUGAGAAAAAAUGAACCAAUUGAAACAUGAGAACUUAUAGCUUAUAGUAUAUAGAUACCACGAUCUCUUAAAAUGGUAGUGGAUAUUUUACUUGACAAUGGAAAUAUAUUUGGGAGUUCGUAUUGAUACUGUGAA